AUGCUCAUCAAAAUUUGGAGGUGGCUACAUCAGCCAAAGGUAUGGAGAUUUGUGUGUUUUGCUUCAUCUAUCGUUGGCCUUAUCUGUUAUGCUUUGAGCUCCUCUUUCAAUCAUUUACUUGGAAAUUGGACCUGGUGGAAGUUACUUCUUUACAUUAUUUUCAGUUUUUUAAUUUCCCUUUCCACCUUGUUUGGAAAGACAUGGGAAUACUCCAACUCUCGCUGUUUGGAAGCUCACACAGCAUUUUCUGUUUUGCUUAUCACUUCUGUAUACUCCUUUUUCCUUGAUAAAGAUCUGAAACAGAAAGCAGAUGCCUAUAGUCUGCUUUCUUGUGUUGCUUUUGCUAUCAUGUCUCUAGGCUUGUCUAGGCUGAGUCAGUUAGGAUUUGAGGUUGAUCUCCUGUAUUUUUUCUGUGGACUUCUGACGGUACAACUCAUGAAAAUAAAACAGUGGAUAGUCACUGUUGGAGGAGCUUUCAGUUAUUCCCUCAUCAUUCUUCGUUCCAAUUUGGAUCAUCAACCAAGAAGUGGGAAUCAGUAA
This is a messenger RNA of Vigna umbellata (rice bean), 540 nucleotides long. NCBI's taxonomy places the organism in Eukaryota, Viridiplantae, Streptophyta, Magnoliopsida, Fabales, Fabaceae. The record is from RefSeq and is a predicted model, not a curated record.